AAAGGUGUUUCCGUGGGAACACAAUAUUACCAACGCACUAAAACAGGUUUGCGUGCUACCUUCCCAGCACAGUGAUCCCUCCUAAAGGAUUUCAGCGGUGUGAGUGAUGUGUAGUAACGUGACGCCGUCUCGAACUCCUGGCCAAGAAGCGCAAUAGUCUACUCGAGUAUAAGGAGAACGUGUUUCCAGACAGACAACACUAGCAUCAAAAAUUGCGUGCGCAGUUUGACCGUCCAGGAACACCUCAGUAAGCAGUAAGUUUUGCCAGCGAGCGAGGUGCAGCGCGCGGCACCAUGUUUGGCUUCCUGAAGAGCGUGGGCCAGGACAUUCUGGAGGAUGUCGUGGAGAACGCCAGGGACGAUAGAAGCAGGCAAGGCUCCAGCAGGGAUUAUCAUGGUUCUGGGGGCCGCCAGCAGCCCAGCCAUGGCUACAAGGAUGUCACUGACCAGAUCACUGACGAGCUGGGCACUCUCAGACCCAACAACCCCCAGCAACCUAGUGGAAACUAUGGAGGUGGCGGCCAAUACCAGGGUGGAGGACAAUACCAGGGUGGGGGACAAUACCAAGGUGGAGGCCAGUACCAAGGUGACCAGUACCAGGGAGGUGGACAGUACCAGGGAGGAGGAGGAGGAGGAGGAGGAGGAGGAGGGGAUAUGCUCUCAGGACUCAUUGGUGGUUUUCUUGGUGGUGGUGGGCAGGGUCAGCCUCAGGGAGGUGGCCAGCCAGGUCCUUAUGGGCCACCUCCUGGCCAGUAUGGAGGUGGCCCUGGCCCUUAUGGCCCUCCUCCUGGCCAGUAUGGAGGGGGCUAUGGUCCACCUCCUAACCAGUAUGGAGGUGGUUAUGGCCCACCACCAGGGCAGUAUGGAGGGGGUUAUGGGCCACCCCAGGGCCAGUACGGACCAGGUGGGCAGGGAGGGUAUGGCCCUCCACCUGACCAGUCUCAGGGUGGAGGACUGGCAUCACAUAUCAUUGGAGGGAUUCUAGGGGGUGGUGGUGGUGGUGGUGGUCAGGACCAAGGCCAGCGCAGGAAUGAUGGCAUGAAUGACUUGAUAUCGGGUAUGGCUGCCAACUAUAUUGGUGGAAUGAUCAGUGGGAAUCAGCCGACCCCAUCAAAGAACCAGCAAGUCAACUCAAACGAUGACCUGCUCUCAAGCCUCAUGUGUGGCCUAGCUAAGGGCUUUGUCAGUGGAAAUCAGGGAGGAACAGCAGCCAACAUGGGGUCUCAGGGCCAGGGUCAGGUGUCUAGCAUUGCUUCUAACAUCAUGCAAGGCUUGUUCAGCGGUGAAGGUCAAGGCCAGCAGGGUGGGGGCAUCACCUCAUCCCUGCAAAAGAUGGGGAUGAACCAGGGCAUGUUGGCUUCCAUAGCCUCAGGCAUCUUCUCAACUUUUAUGAGCAAUAAGGCAGCCAAUGAGAAUGUGCCCAAUGCUCCGCCUCCAGCCUCCAACAAUAUCAUAGGCAACGUGGUCACCAAUGUUAUAAAGGGUCUGCUCAGUGGUGGCAACAAGUCCAAUAUGAAUCAGCUGCAAACAACAGGGGUAAAUGAGCAAAUGGUUGGCUCCAUCGCCUCAAAUGUUGCCAAGGGACUCUUCAGCACUGAGGAGAGUGCUGCUGGCUACCGCAAUGCAUCCCAGUCAGCCACUGAGCAGCUGGUGUCUGGAGUGACUGGCAGUGUAGUCAAGGGCUUGAUGAGCAAUGUGGAUACAUCGGGUGACGGUAAAGCAGAGGUGCCAGACUCUGUCAUCUCCAAUGCAGCGUCCUCUGCAAUCCGUGAAUACAUGAGUGGUAACAGGGGCGGCCAGUCUGAUGGCAGUGGUGGUGGUGGCAUGUCCAGCAUGGCAGCUGCCGUCAUUGGUGAUCUCUUCAGUGGAGACAAGGGGCAAAAUACGGCAGAAAGGACUGGGCUGGACUCCAGCAUGGUGUCUGGCAUGGUGUCCAACAUUGUGCGUGGCCUCAGGGGUCGCCCCCAGGCACCAGGAGUACAGCAACAAGGUGUCAGCGAUGAUUUAGUUGCAGCAGUGACAUCAUCUGUUAUCAAGGAGAUUGUCAGUCAGGACACUGAGGGGAAAAUCCUUCCGUCAAGAGAUGCAAAUGCCAACAAUCCCAUCGUGACCAAUAUUGCAUCUCAGAUUGUCCAGAAAAUCAUGAGUGAGGAGACAGAGGAUGACCGGGUGAAGGCAGUGCAGCGUGGGGAAGUGGACAGCAGCUUCCUGAGUGGUGUCAUCUCUGAUGUGAUUGGAGGAAUGAUUGGCGGGGGAGGAGCCAGUGGUGGUGGAGGAGGAGGAGGAGGAAUACGUGACCAGAUGAUAGCAGGCAUGGCUUCCCAGUACAUAGGCAACCUCAUCAGUGGUGGUAGUGGUGGAGGCCAGAAGCCACAGCAGUCCCAGGAUGAUGUCUUGUCUGGCAUUGCAUCCAGUGUGAUUGGUGGGCUUGUUGGUGGUGGCGAUGGUGGUGGUCGGCAGCCCAGGCAUGCAGGAGGAGCCAUCGCCUCAAACAUUAUUGGAAAGAUUGUCAGUGAUGGUGGUGGUGGAGCCUCAGAUGAUCUCAUUAACCAAAUUAAAAUCCAUGGGCCAGGACCAGUGCCCCCUGGACCUGCAGUGCCAGGGGGGCCCUCAGGUAUUCCUGGAGGAAUGCCUGGGGGUCAGCCUGGAGUGCCAGGGGGCCAGGGAGGCCCAGAAGCAUCUCUUUACCGAAAAAUUGCUGCCUCAGCUGUAGAAGCUGUAAUAGGCAACAAGCUUGGCGAGGGAGUUGUGGGAGAUGUGGUGAAGGCGACCUCCACUGAUGUUCUGGCUGAGGUUAUGGAGGGGGCAGUGGGAGCACAGUUCACCACAAAGGACGAUGGUGAAGUGGUGGAGAACCUGACCCAGACCCAGCUGGACCCGUCAAAGCACCGCAUCUUCCCUGGAGGCGGUGUUUCUUUGGGGUCAUUUUGGAGCCAUUCUGGAUCAAAGCACCGCUCCCUCAUCUCCUCCAUCAUGAGCAAAGGCGCAUACCACCUCCGCAACCGGCUGUUCCGCGGGGGUGCCCACAAGGCGGCGCGCAUCAGCCCUGCCCACGCUGUCUUCAGGUUUGGGGAGCGUGGGUCUGGCCUGCGUCCCCGUGGCCAAGUGCAGGACUUCUAUGAGCUCCGGCAGCAAUGUAUGGACAGUGGCACUCUCUUUGAGGACCCAGACUUCCCAGCUGAAGACUCCUCCAUCUUCUUCUCCCGCUCCCCACCCAAGCCUUUUGAGUGGAAGAGGCCUCAUGAGAUCAUGGCUUUAAAGGAAAUUACAGAUGAACCACAACUGUUCAUUGAUGGAGCAACACGCUUUGAUGUCAAACAAGGAGAACUUGGUGAUUGCUGGCUGUUGGCUGCCGUGGCAAACCUCACCCUCAACCGUCGCCUCUUCUACCAAAUUGUACCAAGUGAUCAAAGCUUUGGGGACAACUAUGCUGGCAUCUUCCACUUCAGGUUUUGGCAGUAUGGUCGCUGGGUGGAUGUUGUGGUGGAUGACCGGCUGCCCACUUUCUAUGGCCGGCUGGUCUUCAUGCACUCAGAGGAGAAGAACGAAUUUUGGUCUGCCUUGGUGGAGAAGGCCUAUGCAAAGCUGCAUGGCUCAUAUGAGGCUCUGAAGGGAGGCACCACCUGCGAGGCAAUGGAGGACUUCACUGGUGGUGUGUCUGAGAUCUACGACCUGACAAAGGCUCCACCAAACCUCUUCAACAUCAUGCUGAAGGCCUAUCAGAGGGGCUCCCUUAUGGGUUGCUCUAUUGAUCCUGACCCCAAUGUGGUGGAGGCACGCUGUGACAAUGGUCUGGUGCGUGGUCAUGCUUACUCCAUCACUCGCAUCAAGUAUUGUGACAUCCAGACUCCAAGGGUGUCAGGCAAGAUCCCUCUGGUGCGCAUCCGUAACCCUUGGGGCAAUGAAGCAGAGUGGGUUGGCCCCUGGAGUGACAAGAGUCAAGAAUGGCAGUUCAUUCCUCCUGAGGAGAAAGAAGAGAUGGGUCUCACCUUUGAGCAUGAUGGGGAGUUUUGGAUGUCUUUCAAGGACUUCUUGACCAACUUCACCAUGCUGGAGAUGACCAACCUCAACCCAGACUCCCUGGAGGACGAGGACAUCAUCGGCUCUGUGCAGCACAAGUGGGAGAUGAGUGUGUUUGAGGGAGCCUGGAUCAGGGGCUCCUCAUCUGGCGGAUGUAGGAAUUUCCUUGAUACAUUCUGGCACAAUCCUCAGUACAGAAUCACUUUGACUGAGGUUGAUGAUGAUGAUGAUGACAACAAGUGUACAGUGAUUGUGGCACUGAUGCAGAAGAAUCGCCGUUCACAGAGGAAGCUUGGCUUAGAGUGCCUUACUAUUGGCUUUGCAAUUUAUCAUUUGCGAGACCCAGAUGGUGUUCCUCGGCCUUUAGAUCUGAGCUUCUUCAAGUAUUCUGCCUCAGUGGCUCGUUCCCCAUCCUUCAUCAACAUGAGGGAGGUGUCUUGUCGCUUCAAGCUGCCCCCUGGCACUUACUGCAUUGUGCCAUCCACCUUUGAGCCUAAUGAAGAAGGAGAGUUCAUUUUGAGAGUCUUCUCUGAAAAAGCCAAUGAAAUGGAGGAAAAUGAUGAAGAAGUGGGCUUUGGCCAAGUGGAUGAGAGGGAUGAGGAUGGUGGAGGAAAAUUCCGAAGCUCACAAGUGCGGAGAGUUCAGCCCGAAGACAACACCCAGGAGGUGGAGGCCGACGAGCGGAUCAAUGCCUUCUUCAGGAAAGUUGCUGGUGAUGACUUGGAAAUCGACUGGAAGGAGCUGCAGGAUGUUCUUAACUUUGCCCUCAAGAGAGAAUUCAACUUUGAAGGCUUCACCAAGGAUGUGUGUCGCAGCAUGAUUGCCAUGAUGGAUGUGGACCGCUCAGGGAAACUGGGACUCCAAGAGUUCCUGCAGCUGUGGAUGGACAUCAGAGUGUGGAAGAAUGCCUUCAAGCUGUAUGAUAAGGACAACUCUGGACAGCUGUGUUCAUUUGAGCUGCGCCAGGCUCUCAAUUCUGCUGGCUAUCGCCUCAAUCAUCACAUUUCUGAUGCCCUCAUGCUGCGCUAUGGAGACAGGGAUGGCAAGGUGUCAUUUGAUGACUUCAUCAUGUGUUCUGUGAAGCUAAAAACUAUGAUGGGCCUACAGGAUGAUCCUGACAAGAUGCAGGAAUUCUAUGAUGAACUAAUGAGUGAGCAGCAGGAGAACCGUGAAGAGGAAGAAGAGCAGGAGGAUGAGGAAUAAAAAAUCUUCCAUGAGAAGGACCCGGACAAGACCGCCAAGGCAAACUUUACCCUGGAGGAGUGGGUGGAAAACACUAUGUACUCUUAGGAACAUCACUUUUAAUUUAUUUUGUAACUGAACUUACUGAUCUUUUGAUGGAACUGUUUGUGUUUAAAGUUCAAAAUUGUAAUUUAGAAUAUCAAUAUUUUUUUAUAAAUGCAUUUUGCAUAUGUAUUGAAAAAUUAUUUAUUGAUACUAAUCUUAAGGGUUCCUUCUGAGUUGGUGGUGUUUGAAGUACUACUUUGUUCAUAUAUAUUUCUACCCAAUAUCUGGAAUGCAGAUUAAUUACCAUAGUAUAUGUCUGAAAUCAAGAAUAUAUUGUUUUAUUAUAGCAGUUCCAUAAUACAUCAUUUAUAUGCAUUUAUAUGCACACAAAAUCUAUAUAUGAUAUUAUAAAGAGCUUCAUUUGUCAUAAAGGAAGCACAGGCUCUCCAAAAAUGUACAGUUAAGUGUACCACGUCAGAAUGCACUGGAGUGAGCCAUUCAUUAUUAUGACAAAAAAUGGUGACCUGAGAUGAUGUCCCUGAGUCCCUCCAUUCCAGUUUGGGUCAUGGUAUGAUUAGCAGUAGCCUUUCAUUACUAUCAAAACCUGUCAUGGUGCUAUGGUGUACUUUAGAUGGAAAAUUGUUCAUAAUUCAUAUUCUCUGUUUGCCUGGAAGUGUUAAAGAUACACAAGGGCCUUAAAAGUUAGUAGACUGCGUACUGGUAAGAUCAGUGGUAAUGAGUUCUCUCAUCUACUGUUACAAAUUGUCUUUGUACAAGCGGCAGUAUUCAAGUCUACGUGAAGAAAUAUCAUUAUGGUGUGUAUCAUUUAACUAUUACUUUAUUUUCAUCAUAGUGCCACAUAUAGCCUUGUAUUAUCAAUGACAUGGCUUUUGUUUGGUCCACAUAUUGUAAGAUAAAGUUAAUUUCAACUUAAUCUUUGCAGUUUAAUGCUUAUGUCUUUAAAUAUUUAUAUAAGACUUCUCCAACUGCCAACCUGUACCGGCCCCAAGGAAACAAGUGUUUUCUGAGACAUCCUCUAUAAAAUAAUAAAAUUUCACUCUUGCCAUUAGUAUUCAAGGCAGAUUUUGUGGUAUCCCCUUUGAAAAUGCACUCAGCUGCUGCCUCGUUCAAUACUGACUGCUUUGGGAGCCAGUUGAUCCUUGUGUUCAGAAUACCAAGUAACCAGAAUAGAUAUGCUUAUGGGUUCAGUAUCACAGAAAUUAAAGAGUAGUCUCCAUUAUUGACAAUUCAGGGAUCUUUAUCCUAGAUUAAGGACUACAUUCUUGUUUGUAGGACUGAGUUGUCUGUGCUGGGGAUGUAGAAUGCAUCACUGGGAGGAUGGUAAUUUGCUUUAAUAUUCUCACUAAUUUAAGGUGAAAUGGUAUCUUUCUACUGGAUACAUACUUUGUUAAUGACAAUGUGUCAGUCUUGCCACCAUGAUUACCUUUGCAGUUCAUAGUUUUAUAUAUGUUAGUAACUGUAUUUUUAUGAAAUGCUUAUUACAAUAUCAUGUUUGUGCUUUUUUUAGAAAACAAUUAGGCAAAAUAUAUUAUUUAUGAUAGAGAUAUACAUCUAAAUGUAGUUAUGGUAUUAAUGAAAAUAAAUGAGUUUUACAUUACUAUGACUACUAAAACUA
Scylla paramamosain (green mud crab) is the source of this 6882-nucleotide messenger RNA. RefSeq names its product calpain clp-1-like. Lineage: Eukaryota; Metazoa; Arthropoda; Malacostraca; Decapoda; Portunidae. The record is from RefSeq and is a predicted model, not a curated record. The coding region runs from base 294 to 5222 and encodes 1642 amino acids. Gene Ontology annotation, cellular component: cytoplasm. The transcript has 45 exons. Gene Ontology annotation, biological process: proteolysis. Gene Ontology annotation, molecular function: calcium ion binding; calcium-dependent cysteine-type endopeptidase activity.